UGCACACACCCAGUGGCCCACUCGGGACAGGGACGCCCAAGCUGCUGUGUGUUCUCCCCUGUGCCUUUUUCCUAGUCUGGACAGAAGGCAAAGGACCCAGGAUUACUCAGCCCCAUCUCUGGGGCCAAAGCUAAGACUUGAGCAGGUCACAGGAAGAUGGAGAAACAGAUCCUCAUCCUUUUCCUGGCUGCAGCCUGCAACAAUGUGAUAAGAGCCUAUGCAGAGGCAAAGACCUUCCCCCUAGAGCUUCCCCUGUCAGGGGCUCAGGAUGUUCGCCCACGGUUUAAAAGAGAUUGGAUUUGGAACCAAAUGCACAUCCAGGAAGAGAUGACUGGCACACUCCCUCAUCUUGUGGGCAAGAUCACAUCAAGUGUGAACAGCAAAAAUGCCAGGUAUGUUCUCAAAGGGCCUGAAGCCGGUGAAGGCAAACUCUUUAAAGUCCAGGAAAAGACUGGAGAUGUGUAUGCUUUUGAGAGGCUGGAUCGGGAGAAGAAAUCGGAGUAUUACCUCACUGCAUACAUUGUGGACAAAGAUACCAACCAGAAUCUGGAGCCGCCCUCCAACUUCACAAUCAAAGUUCAUGACGUGAAUGAUAACGCUCCUGAAUUUGCACAGAGAGUUUUCAACGGCUCAGUGCCAGAAAUGUCAGCUGUUGGAACUUUAGUCACCAGAGUCACAGCAGUGGAUGCAGAUGACCCCACUGUGUUGGGCCAUGCCUCGGUUUCCUACAAUAUAAUUCGUGGCAGAGAGUAUUUCACCAUCGAUGGUUCUGGUAACAUCUUCACAGCUGUGAAUAACCUGGAUCGAGAAAAGCAGUCAAAGUAUGAAAUAGUGGUAGAAGCCAAGGAUGGACCAGGGCUCCAGGGGGAGUCCAGCACAGCCACAGUGGUCAUCACUCUGAGUGACAUCAAUGACAACUUUCCAAUCUUCACCGAAACAAAUUAUAAAUUUGUGGUUCCUGAAAAUAUCCAAGUUGGAAGCUCCCUGGGAUCCUUGACAGUCGAAGACCCUGAUGAGCCCCAGAACCGGAUGACCAAGUACAGCAUUGUCCAAGGACAAUACAGGGACACCUUUGUCAUUGAGCUCGAUGCUUCCAGGAACCAAGGCAUCAUCAAGCCCAUGAAGCCCCUGGAUUACGAGCACAUCAAAGAAUAUAGCUUCACCAUCGAGGCAACAGACCCAACAAUUAGCCUUCCCUACCUGAACCACGGUACCUCAAAGAACCUGGCUCUUGUUCAUAUCAAUGUCACAGAUGUAGAUGAGCCACCAGUCUUCUCUCAACGUUUCUAUCACUUCAAACUGAUGGAAAAUCAAAAGAAACCCUCAAUUGGCUCAGUGUUAGCCAGGGACCCUGAUGCAGCUCAACGGAACAUUGAGUACUCCAUCCGGAAGACCAGUGAUAAAGGACAAUUUUUCAGAAUCUCCAAGCAGGGUUACAUUUCCAACAUUAAGGAAUUGGACCGUGAAAUCUACCCUUGGUAUAAUUUGACUGUUGAGGCCAAAGAGAUGGAUACUCGUGGGAACUACCCCACUGGCCAAGAAUCCAUUGUUCAAGUUCAUGUGGAAAUCUUAGAUGAGAAUGACAAUGCCCCAGAGAUUGCACAACCUAAUGAUGCCAGAGUGUGUGAAAAUGCUGCCCCUGGAACAUUGGUCACAAGGAUCUUGGCUACAGACAAGGAUAUAACUCCACGGGAUGUAAAGUUUAAAUACUCCCUGAGUAGAGAUGACAGCAAUUUCACCCUGACAGAAAAUCGAGACAAUACAGCCAACAUCACGGUGAAAUAUGGUCAAUUUGAUCGUGAGAGAGCCAAGGUUCACUAUCUUCCUGUAGUCAUUUCUGACAAUGGGAAACCCAGCCUUACGGGUACCACCACCCUUGUCAUCACAGUCUGCAAAUGCAAUGACCAUGGGGAACCCACGUUCUGUGAAGAGCCAGCCAGACAGGUUGGAGUAAGCAUCCAGGCCCUUGUAGCCAUCUUUCUGUGUAUCCUCACCAUUGUUGUGAUCACGGUACUAAUUGUCCUCCGCCGAAGGUUGAGGAAACAGGACAGAGCCCAAGGCAAGAACGUAGCAGAAAUUCAUGAGCAGCUGGUCACCUAUGAUGAGGAAGGUGGUGGGGAGAUGGAUACCAACAGCUAUGAUGUAUCUGUGCUCAACUCAGCCUGCAAGGGCAGUGGGAAGCCUCCAGGAGGGAAGCCCCCCAGGCCUGCCCUGGAUGCAAGGCCUUCCCUCUAUGCUCAGAUCCAGAAACCUCCAAGACCCGCUCAGCCCCAGCCUGUAACUGGGGAGAUGGCCGUUAUGAUCGAGGUGAAGAAGGAGGAGGCGGAUCAUGAUGGUGGUGGGCCCCCCUACGACACACUCCACAUCUACGGCUAUGAAGGAGCCGAAUCCAUUGCUGAGUCACUCAGCAGCCUCGUCACAGAUUCCUCAGAUUCAGAUGUUGACUAUGACUUCUUGAAUGACUGGGGGCCCAGGUUCAAAAUGUUAGCUGAGCUUUAUGGCACCGAACCUAACCAGGAGUUAGUAUAUUGAAGUCACCCACUGACUUGGAUCCUAGAAACCAGCCCCUUUGCAGGAAAAGAUCCAAAUCCCCAAUGUCAUCUGAAAGAAACUGUAAGGAUGGAUUAAAAGUGGAUAGCCACUUUUUUUAUUUCUUGCACACAAAAGAUACUCAAUAAUGGCUUGUUGAAUUCACUUGAAUUUGGAAGAUACAGAAAAACAACUGUGUGUAAUCAUAUAUCUAGUCCCACAUUUAGCUACAUCUUCUGGAAAGGCAGUGGGAUGUAGUGAGAAAAAAUUCUGGAUUUGGACCCAAGUUCAAAUUUUGCCUCUGCUAUUCAUUACUUACAAAUGUGAAAAAAAUCACUUCUUUGGGCCUCCAUUUCCUGUUUUGUACAAUGAAGUAGAUGGACUGCAUGUUGUCCUUCGGUGCUCAGAGAACCAAAAUGACAUCGCUAUGUUGGGGUCAAGGUACACGGUGUCCAACUGUGGUUGAUCAGACCGAGACAAUCUCUAAGGUCUCUUCCCGUUCUAUAACCUGGGAUUAUGUGAAAAACAUGGCCAUUCUGACAAUGAAGGCACUACCAUCCACCUGAUGGCAGAAACCAUGUGAGAGAGCAAAUUACCCCCUUCUACAUGAUUUGUCACACCAGCUAAGCACAAGCUGACAGCUCAGUACCACACAGGGCUUUGGGAGAGAAGAUGUCUACGGGAAGCCGAGCCAACUGCGUUCGCUCUGCUUCAAAUGAGCACAAAACCCUGCUAGUCAGUCUCCACAGAUCACCCUCGCUCCCUCUGAACCCACCAUAUAAGGACUUUUUCCCCACCACCACCGCACCCAGUUCCUUAAAUCUGCUAAGUCACAGUGACCAUCUUCAGAAGGCUUUGGAGGCUAAAGUGGUUAGAAUUCUCAGGAGCUUCCUUAAUGAAUAGCAUAUUCUUAUUCAGUCUGGAUUGGGCUCCAUGCCCACAGAAAUGUGAACUUGGCGACCUGAGGUCUCUGAAUGUGAUCUAUUCAGAACUAGCUGGGCUAUUAUUUCCUUUCAAUAAAGGCCUAGAGAGACUUCACACACACACACACACACACACACACACACACACACACACACACUCUUAUCUCCUAGAAACAGAGAUGCAGCCAUCAAUUAAGUACGUAUUUAUCUUUGUUCUCUUACAUCCUCCUCCAAACACACACACACACACACACACACACAC
Messenger RNA from Antechinus flavipes (yellow-footed antechinus), 3714 nucleotides. It is a transcript of the gene CDH5, whose product is annotated as cadherin 5. Gene Ontology annotation, biological process: homophilic cell-cell adhesion; cell-cell junction assembly; multicellular organism development. The record is from RefSeq and is a predicted model, not a curated record. The transcript is spliced from 12 exons. Gene Ontology annotation, molecular function: cadherin binding; calcium ion binding. Gene Ontology annotation, cellular component: catenin complex; plasma membrane; bicellular tight junction. Bases 157 to 2532 code for a protein of 791 amino acids. NCBI's taxonomy places the organism in Eukaryota, Metazoa, Chordata, Mammalia, Dasyuromorphia, Dasyuridae.